This is a messenger RNA of Penaeus chinensis, 5516 nucleotides long. RefSeq names its product arrestin domain-containing protein 17-like. Gene Ontology annotation, cellular component: cytoplasm. Gene Ontology annotation, biological process: protein transport. The transcript has 11 exons. The record is from RefSeq and is a predicted model, not a curated record. The coding region runs from base 317 to 1681 and encodes 454 amino acids. NCBI's taxonomy places the organism in Eukaryota, Metazoa, Arthropoda, Malacostraca, Decapoda, Penaeidae.
AACAAAACAAAAAACUCGGCCAACUUUCAUACACGAAUUUUUAAAAAGUUUACUGGCGUAUAUAUAUAUUUCCAAGUAAAUGAAAGUCACAGAGAAUUAUUGGAUAUUAUCGUCAUAUAAUGUCAAGGUUUAAUUUUAGUGAUAUGAAACAACCAAGUACUUGUGUGUAGACGAAACCACGCCCAUUUGCCAUGCCUUUGAUGAGUGACCUAAUUCAACUAUGUAGUUAGGCUGAUAAUGCAGAAAAAAGACAUUAUUUGGAAUAAUUUCCAACGAUGGAAUUUACUCAGGAUUAAUAAUCUUGACGUAUGCCAUCAUGCCAACAGAACUAUUGUUACGGUUAGACAAUGUGUCGGGGGUUUUCUUCCCUGGUCAGACUGUAACAGGAGAAGUGACUGUGACAACCACCAAGGAGAAGACAUUCAAAGAAAUUACAGUAAAAUUUCAAGGAUUCUCAAAAGUUCACUGGACAGAGAGGAGGACUGAGAAAAGAAAUGGAAAAACAAGAACAAGAACUGUACAUUACAGAAGUUCAGAAGAAUACUAUAGCUCUUUCUAUCGAGUGUGGGGAAACGGUAUGGAAAAUCAAAUUCCAGCUGGCUUACAUAAAUUCAACUUCUCCUUUGUCCUCCCACAUAAUAUUCCUUCCUCCUUUGAAUCUGAGAUUGGCCAAGUGCGUCACCUAUGCAAAGCAAAGAUUAGUGUUCCUUGGGGAUUGGAUAAGACCUGCAUUCAGCCCUACUCUGUCAACUGCCUUUACGACUUGAACACAGACCCUAUAGCAAAGCAUCCUAUCCAGUGUAACGAGCACAAGUACCUGUGUUGCCUAUGGUGUAGGAGUGGGCCUCUGUCAAUGGUUCUUCGUGUGUCUCGCUCCGGCUACGUUCCAGGAGAGAACAUUUUGAUUAAUGCUGAGUGCUCCAACAAGACUAACAGUGUGGUGGAUUAUACUGAGGCCAAUAUUCAUCAGAUUAUGGUAUUCCAUGCAAAUGGAAAAACUAAAAGUAUAGACCGCAAAGUUGCAGAAAUAAAAAGGCCGGCAAUUCCUGAGGGUGAUGAUUACAUCUGGUCAGAGGAGAGGCUGUUAGUGCCACCAUUACCUCCCAGCAAAUUACAGUUCUGUAAUAAUAUUGAAAUAAACUAUGUGUUUAAGUUCAAGAUGAGUCCUUCAGGAUGUCAUGGCACCUUGGAUCACCGAGUUCCCCUGAUCAUCGGCUCCAUCCCUCUGCGAGAACACUUCAACAUGUUCCGGCCAGCAGCUCCUUCCCAGCCCCAGCCAUUACCAUCAACCUCAUACCCAACACCAAUGCCACCCUCAUUUCCCAGUGCCCCUGUAGGUGCUACUGCUCCUCCUGCUGGUUUCAAUGUGUCUCCAUAUAAUCCCAAUAUCCCACCUACACAGCCUGGAUAUGUGGCUCCCACAGCUCCAGUAUUUCCAGGGGUCCUGCAUUAUCCCGAUUUGCCUCCACCAUCAUAUAAUGAGUGCACGUUUGGAGCAACUGGCAUUGCGGAUGACAGUGAUGAUGAAAGUGGCGGCAGGUUUGCUCCAAAAUAUGCAUCUUAUAAUCUUUCAAUGGGUGUAUCAGUAGCUCCACCUCCAUAUAAUGAAUCAAUGCUUCCUCCUGAAAUGAAGGAUGGAAAUGCAGCUUUUGCCCCAGGUGUCAUGAGUGGACAACCAUAAUUAGUGAGAUUUGGAGGUGAAGGCAACUUUUUGUGUAGUUAAAGACAAGAGGCAGAAUUUGAAGAUGGAGGGAUAUGAAAUUUGGAGAGAAAAAUAAGAAGAAAAAGAAAACAAGACAUAAAACAAUAUCUAUUUUAUGAGUUUAAAUCCUGUCCAUACAGCUGAACCAUGUCCAUGGGUGCAAGCGAGUAAGUUGCCAUUACUAGACAUUACUAGACAGUAAUCUUGCCAGUUGCAUAGGUUUGGAUCAGAGUAGCCAUUGAAUUUUAAACCAAUCUUGCUCAGGAUACUUCUUAUUGUGCUGCUUGGACAACAAUAUAAGUAUGCUCACAGACAGUGCACAGUGAUGAGCAGAGUCUAGUUAAUGCCGCUCAAUUGUAUGGAUAGGGUUCUAGAUGUGCAUUCUGUCUUUAGUUCUGACAUUCCUGUAACAGCAUUUUGGUCUUCUUACAGGCUGAUCAUAAUAUUAAUUUUAUGCAUAUGGAUGAUUUGUACUUUUUUACAUUAACUGUAAAUCUGAGAUAGUUAUAUUGUUACUGGAUUUUUGAAGUUAAUUAUUGAAAGGAAGGUUUUCUACAUUUGUAAUGAUGAAUAUGCACACUUUGAAAUAAUAUAUUUCUUUGCUUUGGUGUAUACAAGGUGACCCUCUGCUAGAUCUUUCAUGAUUAAAAAUAAUGUAGAGAUUAUAGAAAAUUUCUAGGUCUCUGGAUUACAUUAUGUGUGAAUUUAAGAUUGAUAACCAUUAUUGAGUGCCAUGCACCCAGCUGUUCUCUAAUAAACACAGCAGCAAGGCUAGAGAUGAGUAAAGGUGCUUGUUUAAAAAUAAUUCUUCUCUCCUUAAAUAGUGGAGAAACAUUAAUCUAUUAGCAACAGGCAGAUUAUAUUUCUUCACCAGUACUAGGCAUAUUUUCUUUAACACUGAAGUUAUAUUUAAAAAGUGUAAAUAUAUGUAAAGACUCUUAACCUGUUUCUUUUAUGUAUUGGUCUCUGGUCAGAUGUCAAAACAUUACAGAGUCCGUAGACAUCGCUAGUGGAUCUAUUUUUUUUGUGAUGUUAGUAUUUGAUAAUGUGAAUGAGUAUUCUGUUUUAUUGCACUGAUAAUAGAGGUAUAGGGGUUAUCACACAAAAAUAAGUUUUUGUCUAUUUUAUAUAACCUAGUAUCAAUUCUCUAACAUAUUGUGUAUUUCCUAUCACACAGGCCUGCCUGCUUCACUCUAUACUUAUAUUUGCAAAGAACUGAAAUGUCCCUUUCAAAUCUUUCAUAGGCUUGUCUACAUUAUAACAGGCCAAGAAUUGUGAUACAUAUUUUGUAUACUGUACAUCCUCUUUUUUUUUUUUUUUUUUUUUUUUUGUAUAAAGUUUUGCAGAAGUUAGGCAAGUAAAGCUUAGAUCUGGCUCCACAAGUUCCCAAGAUACUGCCCCUUGGCCAGGUCUGAAGAGUAUUACUGUCUUUACUGUACUACUGUCUUUUAUUAUAAUCUUGAUAAUAAUAUGAGAAACACUUUAUGUCAGGACCUACCCAUUUAUAUGAUUAUAUUUUGAAGAAAAAAAGAGAAUAGUAAUAGUUUUUAAAAUAUAUGCACAAUGAUAAAAUAAAAAAAAUACAAAGUGACUCGUUGGACAUUUUUGUGAAUGUGCUCUGAUCUACAGAUUUACAGAAAUUACAUGAUUGACAUGUAGAUUGUACAUGUAAUAAUGGUACUUUACUCUCAUGUCAUAGAUAUUUAUGGAGUUUGUAGAGUUUACCAGUUGAAUAUUAUGUACUAGGUUUGUGAGUAUUUUAUCAAGUUUUGUCUUUUCUUUUUUUCAAUUUGUGAUUUUUGUUGUUGUAUUAUUAUUAAUAUAAUAAUUAUUAUUCUUUUUUUUUGCAUUGACCAUCUAAAUAUGUUAUACAUUCACUAUAAUUUUUUGUUUUAAACUUGCUUGUAAUAAUCAUCAUUGGGUUGUUUAUACAUAUGCUAUGUAUAGGUCAAUAUUUCCCAUUAUUAUUUGACUGUAAUGGGUAAAUUAACACAAUUAUUUCUUCCCUGAUCUUUUCAACAAAUACAUACCAAUCUACCUCAGCUGUGUGGACCAACACAUUAUGAUAUUCACAUUAUUAACUUUCCAGAUUUCUGAUAAGUACAAUAUUUUUGAGGAAAAACAAACAAACUAGCCUGCUGCAUAGACAAUACUGAUUUUAUCAUAAAAUGGCUUCAAAAGGAAUUUGUGUUAGCAGUUAUUGAUUAGUCUAUUUUAUAAACAAUUUUGCAACAGUUUGUAGCACAGAAGAAAACUUACAAUUUAUGAAUAUUUAUAGAUUUGUUCAUGCAAAUCAUGCUGCCAGUCAACUUUGGCAUUCUUGAUAAUUUUGAUAUGAAUUACACCAAAUAGUGCUAGAGGGUUAACUCAAAAUGUCUCAAAGUAUGAACACUUUUAAGUUUUUACUCAAUUUGUGGACAUGAAUUGUAAACCUAUAGUAUAUAUGUACAUUACAAAGUGUCUUAAGAUAACCAAAUUCCAUCCUAGCUGUCUGUAUUACUUUAACAAAAGUAGCGACAUGUGUAUUACUCCUUUGUUUUUGUUUAGGGUACCAAAAAAAAAAAAAAAAAAUAUUCUACUUCACAGAUGAUGAGUCAUGUAGAAAUUAGGGUAAUUGUCCUCUAAGUACAAAGCUACUAAUUUGCAGAAACCUACCAUACUUCCCAUAUCUCAGAUGCCAAAUUAUGCAAAAAUUGUACAGCAUACAAAAAUAAUGCAAAAGAUUAGUACUGAAAGACAUUUUGUUACUAUUGACAUUAUCUGUUAAGGUAGAUAUAUUCAUUUUUUUUCUAUAAUUAAGGACAUUUUUGUAACAGUCAUGAUGACUGUAGCUGUAUGCAUAGACAUUGUAGUUAUUUCAGAAAAUUUUAGUUAUUUUACUAAAACUGCAAUAGGGACAAUUGUCUCUUCUUUUCUUGUUUUUCCCUUCUAACAUUUAUUAGUCCCUUUUUCCCACCUAUUCAUUUAUUUACUUACAUAUUUCUCAUCUCACUUAAUGCUUUAUAUGUUAUAUUGUAUAUUUGUAUCAAAACUAUGUUAUCAGCCAGGCCUUGACUGAAUAUGUAGCUUUCAUAUGUUCACUGUAAGUUGUAGCUGAUUGUUUACAGUCAUAUUGAUAGAUAUUUCUGGUACAACUGUUUUGAUAGCAUUAUUGUAUAUUAUGAAAGAAAUAGUCCUUGAAAAUGUUUUCAUGGAUUUGAUCUUUGUAAACAGAUGAAAAUAAUUGCAUCUGAUAUGUAAGUUUUAUUCAGAUUUAUAUUCCAGAUCUAACAGUAUUUAUCAUGAAAUAAUAUAUAUUGUUUAAAUUGUGUAAUAAUUGCACAACAUUUCAUUUUCAUAGAAAUAAACUUAUUAGUAAAUUUUGCAGUCUAGUGACAAAACUAUUUUAAAUAUUUGAUUUUGAUAUAAACAGUACUUAGUUUUUACUCUGGGAGUUGUUGUUUGAAAAAUACUCUGAAUAAAAGUGCAUGCAUUAGUAUUUUACUAUAUGCAGGGGCGUCACUUAAGGUGGGGUAUGGGGGGGCUACUUAUGAAGAGCUAGUAAGCAUUUUCUUUUUCGUGAUUUGCAGGGCAAAAAUUAUUUUUUCAGGGCAAAUUUACCCGUCACCCCUCCAACUCAUAACAUGAAGUGACGCCCCUGACUAUAUGCAGUGUUUAUGAGACUAUAACUGGAUGCGAUUAUUCAUAACUCUUAAGUUUAGUGGUACUCAUUAAAAUGUAAUUUUGAAAUUAUAUACAUUAUUGACAGGAAUAGUGUAAUAUAUUUACUGUCUUUAUAUGUGUAAUAUAAAGUAUAAAUAAAAAGUUUUAUGUA